GGGUCUGGAGCUUUCCAUCCACAACCACAACCACUACUCCUCCAUCCACCCUUCCAUUGUUCUUGCCUUUUGCUCUCAUCACACCCCCUCGCCGCCGCCUCGGCAACUCAACUCAAAAACAACACUAGACGUGGCGUCGCUCGUCGCCGUCGCGUCCGCACAACCACAACAACCGCUGGUGUAUACAGUACCACCGCGCCGAGCCCGUCUCCUCUCGUCUCGUUCGUCUGGACCCCACCUACCCCACCUUGCGAGCUCUCUCGACGUCUCGCCAUUGUUUACUCACCAACAACUACCCACACCCUCCCCAAUGGCACCGAGCCAGCGCCACCCGACAUUCACGACGCCGGUCAAGCACCGCCGGCGCUCGUCGACGGCCACGAGCGCCGAGAUUGCCAGCAUCGUCGUGCGCGGCCGGCCGUCCGCGCGCAGGCUGAGCAACCUCGCCACGCCGCAGCGCCAGGCGCACCGCUCGUUCAAGGAGCGCGUGCUGGACCGGCCCCAGCUGGCCGUUGGCACGCUCAUCACGCUGCUGUUCCUCCUCGGCACCGUCUUCGCGUCCUACUUUGACACGGCGCUCUCAACAUCACUAGUGCACAAUGUGCACAAUCACGCGCCGGAGCGCAUCGCCUACUUUGCGCGCAAGGGCAACGUCCUGAACCAGCUGUUUGUCAAGAAGGCGUGGGCGUGGACGGCCGGCAUCCUCCUGGUCCACCUGUGGGCAUCGCCCGAGCCGUUGUCGCUGAGCUCGCGGCUCAGCCCUCAGCUCAAGGCGGGCCAGGACCGGACGCGCGGGCAGCGCCUAGCGGCCGUCGUGCUGGGAUCACUUGCGUGGAUCGCAUUCACGUCGUGGUUCUUCGGCGCUGGCCUUGGCGACCGUAUCAUUGCGAGUACGGGCGGAGCCUGUGCCGUCCCCCUGCCGCCUGGACUUGACCCCGGCGCGGUCGAACACCUCCUCCCGGCCGGUUACGACACCCCCAUCAUCCUCCACGGCGCGAUCACCCACGACAAGUGGGGCCAUGCCAAUGUCCGCGGCCACAUCCACGCCUCGAGCCAUGGCGGCGCGGCAGACGCGCGUCCGGCCAGAGUGUACCUCCCCCUUCCGCAAGCGUUCUGCUCCCACCGCUUGACGCUUAACCCAAACACCCACCCUGACCUCUACUCGCUCCUCGCCGAGGUUGGCGAAGGAUACACUGUCCCCCGCCCACGAUGGAGCGGCGGGUUCGACGUCUCGGGCCACGCCUUCCUGCUCACCCUCGGUGCCGUGUUGCUGGCCAGCGAGCUCGCGCCCAGCUGGCGCGAGCUGGUGUCGCCCCGAAUCGGUGCUGAACGGCUGGGAGGCAUCCGAGGGAUCGCCUACCGUGCCUCUACGGCCGCCGGUACAGUCCUCGUCGGCAUCUGGGUAUUUAUGCUACUCAUGACGGCUGUCUACUUCCAUGACCCAGACGAGAAGCUCGCCGGUCUUGCCCUCGGCCUCUUCACAGCGGCAGUCAUCAACCUGCUCGUGCCCCGCACUGUGCUCGGCCCAGUCAUCGAGUUCAAGGUGCGCGGGCCACAACGCCGCCCGUCGCCACGCAUCGUGUCCGACUCGGACGAGAAUGCCGCCCGGCGCGAGGCGUCAGUGUCGACCGUGUCGACGGGCAAGUCGACGAGCAUCUCGAUCGACACGUCGGUCGAGACGAUCCAGAGCCCCGUCUCGGCAGCAUCGGACAGCGGCUCAGUCUUCAUCACGAGCCCCGUGAGCGCGGCCUCGGAGCUCCCCCCUAAUCUACUGCACGCAAAGUCUGAAUAAACGAGGCUAAACUAGGCAUGCAACGUGAUCUUGUCGA
Messenger RNA from Vanrija pseudolonga, 1829 nucleotides. It is a transcript of the gene fitm2, whose product is annotated as Fat storage-inducing transmembrane protein 2. Gene Ontology annotation, molecular function: coenzyme A diphosphatase activity. Gene Ontology annotation, cellular component: endoplasmic reticulum membrane. The transcript has 3 exons. NCBI's taxonomy places the organism in Eukaryota, Fungi, Basidiomycota, Tremellomycetes, Trichosporonales, Trichosporonaceae. Bases 311 to 1792 code for a protein of 493 amino acids. The record is from RefSeq and is a predicted model, not a curated record. Gene Ontology annotation, biological process: lipid storage; phospholipid biosynthetic process; lipid droplet organization.